Molecule: messenger RNA, 3156 nt
Organism: Melanotaenia boesemani (Boeseman's rainbowfish)
Lineage: Eukaryota; Metazoa; Chordata; Actinopteri; Atheriniformes; Melanotaeniidae
Exons: 3
Coding region: 211-924 (237 amino acids)
Source: RefSeq, a predicted model, not a curated record
GGAACCAGCGCACCCAGACUCCUUCUUCUUCCUGAAAGUCCCUGCGUAUACUAAAGUAACAUCGAUGAAAUACAUCUUUAAAAUCAGCGUUUUCUCUGUCAAUGUCUGGUUCGUAAUUAACUCAGUUUUAUAUAUAUAUAUAUUGACAGGAAAAUGAAUUAGUUCUAGUGACUUGAUAACUAACGAAGAGUCGGAUCGUUUAAAAAGGAAAUGUCUGCUUUGCUACUGAUCUUCCUUGUCCGCGACCUCGUGUUUGUUUCUGCUGGACAGACAAACAUCACAGCUGAACCUGGACAUGACGUAAAUCUGCCAUGUAGAGCUGGACAUGAUGGAGACAUCGAUGCUGUGGAGUGGACCAGACCUGAUCUGGAGCCAGAAUAUGUUCUUUUCUACAGAGGUGGGCGUCUUGAUCCAGACCACCAGAAUCCAUCUUUCCAGAACCGGGUGGAUCUUCAGGACAGACAGAUGAAGGAUGGAGACGUGUUUCUGAUUCUGAAGAAGGUGACGACUGAUGAUACAGGAACAUAUGAAUGUAAAGUCUUCCAGAGAGGAACAAACAGCAUGAUUGCAGAGUCCAAGUCCAUCAUCCAUCUGGAAGUUCCUCCUCCAGGUACAACACAGGAUGGAAGGAACCAGGAUGGAGGAGACAAGGAUGGAGGAGACAAGGAUGGAGGACAUCUUGGACUGGUUGUGGGUCUUCCAGCUGCUGGAAUCAUUGUGAUCAUUGGGAUCAUGGUUCUUGGUUUCUGCAUCUAUAAAAGACUCCAGAAGAAGAACUCGGCUCCAUCAAGCAGCAGCUUCACCAGCAGAGAUGAAGGAGGAAAUGAAAGUGAGGCCAACAUUUUAUGUGUGGAAGCACCAACAGAUCAGGAGAAACACCAAAACUCUUUACUGGUUUCAGCUGCGAUUUCCAGCCGAGACUGAAGAGAAAAUGACUGAUUUAGUAAAAAGUGCAGCUUCUGAAAACAGAAGAAAAAGUUUCAAAUGUAACCUGCUGCAUUUCAGACCCGAGUAGCAGGAGAACCGAGACUUUUCACCAAAGAGAACAUUUCUAAAUAUAUUUCACUAACAUGAAUUUCAUUUCAGAAGCACCGUCCCAGUAUGGAUCCACAGAUGCUGCAGACUCUUUAAAUCCCAGUUUGUGGAUCACAGACUGGCUUUUAAAGAACACUCCAGUCCACGUGGCUGGAAACAUGGUGGUUUCUGAUCUGGAUCAGGGUCCCAGUGAGGUUACUUCAGGGUCCGCUCAGACUUUUCAGAACCACGAGGCUGGUUCACGACUUCCAAACCCGUCAUAAAACCCAUUAACUGAGAAACUACAAGCUUUUCUGAAAAAGGCAGAUGGACGUAGACGUUGAUGAUAAUUUACUGACGGGUUUGAGUCACGUUUCAGUUUUUUCUGAUGUUUUCAUCCUGGUAGAAAUGAUGGAUUCUGAUUGGUCAGCGGCUGCGAGCUGUUUGACAUGAAUGUGGCCGGUCAGAACGUCUGGAGGACUGAUGAGCGUCGUGGUGCUGCUCAGCAGGGACGUCACACUUACUGAAUUUCACCAUCAGUUUUAAAGGCUGGAUGAAUUAAUCCUAAACAUCCUGAACAUCCUGACUUUCCAUGUGGGAUCAUGUGAUCAGAUCAGGAAGGAAAACAACACGCGUGUGUUAGCGUUGUGUGUGUUUUCCUUCCGUGUUUCAUGGGAAAGUCCAGCAGAGGAAGAGUUUUUCCCUCCAGACUAACAGAUGAAAUCAUCCUGGUGGAUUUCUUAGCUUCUAGAAAAUAUGGGGCAGGACGUCUCACCAGCCUGGAAAGCAGGACAUAAACCAGGAAAUCAUCAUCAUGAUGAAGAACAGCAGCUUUGUAGCACAAAGUAAAGCUUCAAUGAUGCUGAUGUUUAACACUGAAAUGAAAUGUUAUCAUUCGUUAGCAACUAGCAAUGCUGCACGACUCCAGUCAGACUUACAGGGUUGGUUAACUCACUGAAAACUACAUCGUAUGGAUCAGAAAAAGUUGGAUCGUUGUUCAGAUUUCUGACUCAGUGUGAGGUUGAUGCUGUUUUCUCAUCAGUGAGCAAAGGUCUGUAGAAGAAAGCAUAUUUAUUCCCACUGUUCCAGUAUCAUUUAUGUCUCCAACAGCAGAUAUUCUACUGAACAACGUUUUAGGUUAAAAGCUGUCAAAUGGUUUAAAAUAAAUGUUCAGAAGCAUUUUAAUAAUGUAGUUCCCAGUGAGAAGCCUCCCGAGUCCAGGUAGAGGUCCUGCAGCCUUUUCCAGAGUUAAUAUGUAGGAAGUUACUUUAACAAAAAAGAAAAAACUACCUUUAACUGUGACGUCCUGCUGCUCAGUCCUACUCUGUGUAUCAGUCUUCUGUAGUGAGUGGAAACGGGUUAAAAGAAAAAGAAGAUGCAAGGUGUCUUAGUUGGGCCUAAAGACUCAUUUAUGCUCCUUUUACGUAGGUAAAUGGGUUCGUUAAUUUCAAACGUCACUGUCCUCAUGAUGAUCAUUCUCAGAAAGAAAUAUAAAAUAAGCAGUGCAGUAGAUGGAGGGGGUCUGAGAGGACAUUUACAAAAACUUGUAAAUUUCAGUGUGUAUUUUAUUUCAAGGUCAAAAUGACAUCAGGAACAAAUUCACUAUUCUUCUGGGUCAUCAGAGGACAAAAAGUCCCUUCUGAAAAAACUGUUCUGGAAACAUUACAGAAAUAUUUAAAAUAGUAAUUUAAUUUCAUGUGAUAUUUACUGCCUGAAAGUGAUGAAUGCCGUUGUUUUUACAUAUUGAUCCAUGUGGCUUAUGGUUGGUGGGGUGGGGGGUUAUGAAGGAGACGUGGAUUGUAAAUUUUCUGUAGAAAUGUCCAAACAUUUUCUCCUGUAGAUGUUUCAGUGUUUCUUUGUGUUGGUUCAUAUUUCAAAUUUAUCUCAGAGGAAAAACAGAAACUUUAUUUCAGACAUCAGUCAGCUUUUAUUUUACAUUUCUGAUCACAGUGAGUCUGUUACAUGAAUAUUUUCUCACUGAUCAAUGAAAACUGGAUUAUAGACGAUCAAUACUCUGUUAUCCCAUAAUAGUCCAGCUUAUAGCUUCUGUUGGGCCUUAAGUAUUUUAUUUGUUAAUAAAGUUUUCUUGUUUGUACAUGCAGUGACUGUUUAAUAUUGAUGUAAAUGAUGAGUAGGAAUGAU